GGUUUCUGUACUCAUCGACGGGCGAGUUCUUCCAACGAAAUCACUUCACUUCAAGGACGAGAAGCAGGCACAUGAAUCAUAGCUAGGCGGCAACAAGCGAUCGUCUUUCGUCCCCUGAAGAUUAUGCAGCUUCGUUGAAUUUCGCGAGAUGUCCAAGAUAUUCUCGAGAAUUGUUGGGUUCUUCGGUAACCGGACCCAGGUGGGCAUAGACAAAGCGGGGAAUCGCUACUUCACCAGAAAGGAAGAGAUUGACGGAAUCAGUGAUGAAGGAGAAGAGAUGGGUGAUUUUCAAAGGGGAACAAGAUCCUACCUCUAUUCCGGUUGAAUGGAUUUGUUGGCUAAAUGGUCAGCGGAAAAGAGCUCCAACACUGGAGGAAAUGGCAGAGCUUGAAGCAAGGCGAGAAUUAGUUAAACAAAAUAUUGCACGCUUGAAGGAGGAAGAGCAAAGGAGAUUGAAAGAAGGUGGAGUCCGCAAAGGAAUUACCACUGGUAAAGUUGGUGGUCCGGACUUGCAAAGUUUCAUUCGGCAGUUUCCAGGUUCUUCAGAAGAGGGUGGCAAAGCCAAGGAAGCAUCAGAAGAGGAGGAGAAGAGGACACCUGAAGAAACCAGAAGACAAGAAGAAGAAGAAGAAAUUUCCGAGUCUUCAGAGCCUACUGGUUCGGGCCCGACUUUCAGGCCCGGGACAUGGCAACCGCCGACCUGACCCGCCGACUCGCUCCUCGAUUUGUUUCUUUCUCGCUGAUAAGAGUAAACAUUGUUUUAUCUGAUCCUCAAAGAAGGAACCGUGCUUCCUUCUCGGCAUCCCGUGAUUAUUGGACUCUCUGUAUUGACGUCCUCUAAUGGAUGAGAUUUUUGCCUUUUUCCUGUACUAGUUUCAUCUGCAAGAAAUAGCUAGAAAAAAAACUACAGAAAGUAGAGGCUGUUGUGAUCCCACAGCACACGAUAUUGAACUGUAUUUGUAUUCAUAACAUCACAUUUAGUCGGGGUUCUUUUACAGGUCGAAGUCCAUUUUCCUUA
Molecule: messenger RNA, 1018 nt
Organism: Punica granatum (pomegranate)
Lineage: Eukaryota; Viridiplantae; Streptophyta; Magnoliopsida; Myrtales; Lythraceae
Source: RefSeq, a predicted model, not a curated record